Molecule: messenger RNA, 1177 nt
Organism: Cladocopium goreaui
Lineage: Eukaryota; Dinophyceae; Suessiales; Symbiodiniaceae
Source: the annotation of a GenBank genome assembly
CCUCGACUUGCUUUCACCAGCAGGGUUUGCACUUCUCCUACUGGCAAUCCUGCAGUCGAAAGAUGGAGUGGUGGUUUCCUUCGGGUUGGUUUGCAGUUCCUUCGUAGCUAUAUCACGGGGAUCAACAUUCAGAAGCUACUUCCUUCCACAUGGUGAUGUUUCAUCUCCGUCGGUUGCAAAAGGAAACCUCCUGGCCUAUAGGACUUACUUGGCGAUGCUCCUGGUGAUGGCAAAGAAAGGAGUUUGGGUUUUGGAGCAACCAUUUUCCAGCUUGGUCUUCAGGAUGGAUUGUUUUCAAAAAAUGUGCCGUACCACCAAAGUAUUCAAGCAAUCCUUUUGGAUGCGUGGUUGGGGUAGCAGCACAGCCAAGAGGACAACCCUGUGGGCAAACUCCAGUGCGGUGAGGUUCUUUUCCACCACCAAAAAAGCCAAGGGGAAGAAAUCUUCUAAGAAGCUGGCCGACAUCUACUAUGAUGCAACGGGGCGUAAGCGGUACAAAGGAAAUAAAGCUUUGCGUGCCAGCCAGCAAUAUCCAAUUGGAUUCGGCGUUCGAUUUGCACAAACAGUGAAGCACCUGAAGAAUGAGAGGUCUCCACUCCUAGACCAUUCUUAUGCUCCUUGUUCCUCGUUCAUCAGGAAUUUCGAUGUGAUGCCUGGGAAAGGGCACAGAUGCCGGAAGUUCAACAGGAGUGGUAGGUCAAGGAUUUUGGCCGUAAUGGCUUCCAAACCUUUACAAACGUUUCCAUCUCGGCAAUGGUCAUGUAGUACCCUGUUGCGGGGGUCAUCUUUCCUUUCUGAACAGCGAGCUGCUCACAAAGAUAUGAACUGCGAUGAUCUUCUGAGUGCUGCCAGAGCACGCUUGCAGAAGCUGAAGGCGCAAUCCAUAGCUUUCUCUCCUGCAGCAAGCUUUGCCGCCGGGAGCUUUGAGACACCGUCACCCAAGCAACCCACCACAGUGCAGAGAUGCCCCAGUGAUGGACCAGAUCGUCGUGUUCCCUGCAAGUCCCCAGAACUUCCCAAUUCGAAGGACAAGACGCAGUUUCGUGCAGCCACAGCUGACUUGGCCAGUGCUUGUGAGGAGGCCCUGCAGCCGGAUGAAGUGGAGCCACGUACCAAGAAGGCCAUGGGGACAACCCUUGCGAUACCUGGGGAUAACCUUCAAGAUUCUCGACCAUGA